Limanda limanda (common dab) is the source of this 6335-nucleotide messenger RNA. It is a transcript of the gene arhgap23a, whose product is annotated as Rho GTPase activating protein 23a. Gene Ontology annotation, biological process: signal transduction. Gene Ontology annotation, molecular function: protein binding. The record is from RefSeq and is a predicted model, not a curated record. NCBI's taxonomy places the organism in Eukaryota, Metazoa, Chordata, Actinopteri, Pleuronectiformes, Pleuronectidae. Bases 250 to 5514 code for a protein of 1754 amino acids. The transcript is spliced from 24 exons.
AGGAGCAGGGACCACACUGACACACCGUGAGACACAAGGAGAGAGAGAGGGAGUCAUGCCCGUGUGGAGCCGAGCAGCAGCAGCGAGGAGCUGCCGGGCUGCCUCGCCUGUGUGAGAGGAGCAGCGCUGCCCUGCUGGAAUAGUGAAUCGAGGAAGAAAAAGGAGGACAAGAGAAAAGAAGAGGAGCAGGAAGGAGGUGAACUCGUGCCAUGACUGGGACCAGGAGGAGGGAGCAGGCUCGCUGAGAUCAUGGACCAGGCUAAGGGUCGGAGGGAUGGUCUCUCCUCAGCCGGUGACAACCCUCGGCCGCCGAUGGCGACCCGGUCGGGAAGGGAGGGGGUCGGCAUGGGCUGGAAGGGUCCCAGGACCCUGGUCCUCCGCAAGAACUCCCAGGGUUUUGGGUUCACGCUGCGCCACUUCAUCGUUUACCCUCCAGAGUCCACCCUGCACACCAACCUCAAGGAUGAGGAGAAUGGAAAUGGAAAGGGGUAUCAGAAAGGUCGCCUGGAGCCGAUGGACACCAUAUUUGUGAAGAACGUGCGGGAGAAAGGUCCGGCCCACCAGGCGGGCUUAUGCACAGGGGAUCGGCUGGUGAAAGUGAACGGCGAGAGUGUUUUAGGGAAGACGUACUCGCAGGUGAUCGCCCUCAUUCAGAACAGUGAGAGCGUGCUGGAGCUCUCCAUCAUGCCAAAAGAUGAAGAUGUGCUUCAGUUGGCAUACUCCCAGGAUGCCUACCUGACAGGCAACGAACCCUAUUCCGGGGGAGCUGAGCACCUCCCACCCCCACCGCCCCUCUGUUACCCACGCACCACGCCCACCACCCCUGCUGGAGCCCCUCCACCUACACCCAUGGGCCAGAACCAGCUGGAUAACUGGAGUCGCUGGCCGGGCUCUUCCAGCCCCUCUUCACCCCUGGAUAACCACUCGGCUCUGGGCAGCCCCGCCAGCUGGCAGGAGGGGCGGGCGGGAGAGCCUGGGGGUGUGGGUCACAGCAGCCCGGCCCACCGCACAGAGGAGAUACAGUAUGGUAUGACCAGCAAGCAGCCUCAGGGCCAGACCAGGGGGCGCUCCUACUCUUCCUCUUCCUCGUCAGGAGGCCCCUUGUCCAGCCCGCUCCAAGUCCACUACCCAAACCACCACACUGUCAGUCCCCAUCAGCCCCAGCCACGGAAGUCCAGCUCGGCCUGGACCAGUCCUCCCCUGCCACAGCUCAGCCACGGUCAAAACGAGCGCUGCCAGCAGGCGCUCACUGACUGGUUCUACAGCCAGAGGCCUGAGCAGCCAGGGCGCUGCAUGCAGACGCGCCACCGCAGCUACUCUCAGGACCGGCUCAGUGAAACAAGGAGGCAGCAGCAGCGGUCGGGUGGCUGGCCGCACAGUGCCUCCCAGGACACUCUGCUGUUAAUGCAGCAGUCCGGACCAGGACCCCACGGAGAGCCCUGCUGGUCAUAUGGGGACUGGGAGGGGGGGCCGGGCAGGGGACCCCCUGGCACUAACUAUACUCGAACUCGCUCGGAAAACCUCCUGGCCCAGUACGAUUGUCAUGGGCGCUCGUUAGAGAUGCUGGACCGAGCAGCAGCUGGAGUGGUCUCACCUCGGUUCGAGAGGCCGUCGUGGCACCAACAGGCUCCACAGCCGCCCCCCAGGACCGAUGCUUACCCCAGACAGGGGGGACAUUUUGGUGCGUCACAAGCUCCUGUGGUACCACGACACACACAGUCACAUUCUAAACACCACCCACAGCCACAUCCCCAGGCCCAACAAGCUGCCCCCCAGACCAGGCGGCUCCCCACCGGGCAAAGCAUGGACGACCAACCGGUGGGCUACCGCAGCUACAGCCCCUCUUUUUACCGCAAGACCGGCCGCAUCAUGCAGCAAGCGCACUCUUUCAGGGACCCCUCGUACUCUGGUCCUCACUUGAACUGGAACUCAACACCUAAAACCAGCGCCCCAGAGGUCACAGCGGCACCCGUCACCUCCUCUACGGCCUCUCCCCUUGCCUCCGCCACUCCCGAGUCCCAGGACAGAGCUUACAGGCCGACCAACCACGAGAGGGAACGAGGGUCGGCGGAGGUGGAGACGGAGGUGGUGCCACAGACCCAGGAAGUGGUGUUGAGGCAGAAACCUCCAACCGGGCGGAGGAACGCCCACGGCUUGCGCCAUCCCCACUACGCGCUGCCCAUGGAUGGGCUGGAACCCUGUUUGUUUUCCUCAGAUCCUCAGGACUCAGCGCCCCCUCCUGGUUCCUCGGGAGACGUACCCCCGCGCAAACCAAACGGCAACCUCGCGCCGCUCUCCCUAGAGGACGACUCUCUGGCCUCCAUCCCCUUCAUUGAUGAGCCAACCAGCCCCGGCGCCGACUUGCGCGCCCGCCACGUGCCGGCGUCCUCCGUGGUGUCCAGCGGCAUGAAUUCGGCGCCCGCCGUUGUCACCAGCCCCGCCUCCCCCACCUUCACCUUCCCUAUCACUAGGCUCUUCUCACACGACUGCAGCAGUAUUAAAUCCAGUCGCCGUUCCUCCUAUCUUCUAGCCAUCACCACGGAGCGCUCCAAGUCAUGCGACGAAGGACUCAACACGUUCAGGGAGGAAGGCCGGGUCUUCUCGAGGCUACCAAAGAGAGUGAAGAGUUUCUUCACCGACGGGUCACUGGACAACCUUGGGACAGCAGAGGAGGUUCGAUCUAAACGCCACUCCACCUCCGAGCUGGGAAACAUCACCUACAGCGACGUGCGGAGAGAAGGAUGGCUGCACUAUAAACAAAUCCUCACCGAGAAGGGCAAGAAGGUGGGCAGCGGCAUGCGUCCGUGGAAGCGAGUCUUUUCGAUACUUCGCUCCCAUUCGCUGUUCCUCUACAAGGACAAGCGGGAGGCGGUGCUCCGGGGGGCCACGAUCGGUGGCUCGGCGGAGGACGACCAGCCUAUCAGCAUCCGGGGCUGCCUGGUGGACAUCGCAUACAGUGAGACCAAACGAAAACACGCCCUGCGACUGACCACGCAGGACUUCUGUGAGUACCUGCUGCAGGCGGAGGACCGGGAGGAGAUGCUGGACUGGAUAAAGGUCAUCAGGGAGAACAGCAAGACAGACAGCGAGGAGCUUGGAUUUUCCAGACAGGCCCUCAUCAAUAAAAAACUGAAUGAUUACAGAAAACAAAGUCCGACAGGCAGCAAGCCAGACUCGUCUCCCAGGAUGGCCCGCAUGAAGCCUCCCUUCCUGCAGAACAAGACGGAGAACGCUGCCGCAGCGCCACGCUCCCCCAAACAAGAUGGCAAAGAUGAGAGCAGCCCGCCAAAGUCUCCGUGGGGCAUCAACAUCAUGAAGAAAACCAAGAAGGCCGGGCCCAAAGCUUUCGGUGUGAGGUUGGAGGAUUGUCAGCCUGGUGUAAUUAACAAGUUCAUCCCAUUGAUUGUGGAGAUCUGCUGCGGCCUGGUGGAGGAGAUGGGUCUGGAAUACACCGGAAUCUACAGGGUCCCCGGGAAUAACGCCGUGGUGUCGAUGCUUCAGGAUCAGCUCAACAAGGGCGAUCAGAUCAACCCUGCAGAGGAGAAGUGGCAGGACCUGAACGUUGUCAGCAGUUUACUCAAAUCCUUCUUCAGGAAACUCCCAGAGCCGCUCUUCACCAACGACAAGUACAACGACUUUAUUGAUGCAAAUCGGAUGGACAAUGCAACUGACAGAUUGAAGACUAUGAAGAAACUGAUCCGAGACCUUCCUGAUUAUUAUUUCCACACUCUGAAGUUCCUGGUUGGUCACCUGAAGACGGUAGCAGACAGCGCAGAUAAAAACAAGAUGGAGCCUCGUAACCUGGCGCUGGUGUUCGGGCCGACGCUGGUUCGGACGUCUGAGGACAACAUGAAAGACAUGGUCACACACAUGCCUGACCGCUACAAGAUAGUCGAGACGCUCAUCCAGCAUUACAUCUGGUUUUUCACUGACAAACUAGACAAGGAUGAAAAGACGCCUGUGGAAGCGGAGGACGUGCAGCCUGUCCCCAACAUCGACCACCUGCUGCCCAACAUCGGCAGGACCGGUCUGCUCGGGGAGGCCUCAGACUCAACCAACAGUGACUCAGCUAAAUCGAAGGGGUCGUGGGGGUCAAAGAAGGACCUCACAGCGAAGGACUUCCUGACUCUGUCCAUCAUGUCAGCUGUGUCCGGCCGCAAGCGCAGGAAGCGGCAUAACGGGCGCCGCGUGGGCAGCAGCACCGACGACGACUCAGAGCACGAGCCAAUCAAAGCCGGACAUCUAGGGGCAGAGGAGGGAGAGGAGGCGGCGUCUCCUGCAGGGGACACUGCUCCCCGGGCAGAGGCGGAGGAAGAUGACGAUGAUGAGGAAGAAGAAGAAGAAGAGGAAGAUGAGGAAGUUGUAGAAAGCGGAGUGAAAGAGGAGGUAGAACAAGAGGUGGCGGCGGUUAUUCCCAGUCGGCCGUGCUGCAAAGAGGAAGAGGAUGCAGGAGGAAGACAGGCAGUGAUACUGCUUCAGGAGGAAGAGCCGAGGGCAGAGGUCAAAGGGCCGGCAUGGCGAUCGCCGGAGGAUGCACGCUCCAUCGUUUCCGGUUACUCCACCCUCUCCACCUUGGGGCGCAGCCUGGGGUCCGAGGGGAGGGGGGACGACGCCGAUGACGAGACCAGCGAGCUGGUGAGCGAGACGGACAACGAGAGCGGCUUCGCCUCGCGCUCCCUCACCCAGGAGAGACCCGAGAAACACCCCGACACACCGGUGAACACACAACCGCCAGCCGCCCCGCGCAGCUUCCUCUACACACACUACAAACCCCCGGUGCUCUCACCCACCAACCUGCUGGCCCCGCCCACACACACACCAGACUCUGCGGAGAGGAGUGAAGGAGGGGCGCGCUCCACCACGCCCUCGUCCUCCUCCUUCUCCUCCUCCUCCACCACUCACAGACUGCACUCGCGGCCUUCCUUUAACUCCCACAAGCUGAUCCAGUGUGACACUCUUGCCAGGAAGAAGAUGAAGUCGGAGAAGUCCAAGGCCCGCUCCCUGGACCUGAUGGAGCUGGCCGAGGCCGCCGCCCAGUGCGACGGGGCCGGCUCUGGGUCGGACGGUGCGCCCAGAUUGAGAAGAGACGCAUCCAGAGCCAACCCCUCCUCAGGCAGCAGUCAGGAGAGCCUGCGCCCUGCCCGGCCCAAAACGGCUCUGCCGCCCUGCGAGGCCGCCUCCUUCACCCCGACCGGCCCUGGCGGCAGGUCUCUGGCUGAGCAGGUGCGCGCUCGCCUGCUGGGAUCCGCCGACGACCUGCGCAGCGUGGGACUGCGGAAACCGCUCUCCCCCGAGACGCGGAGGAAGAGGCGGGCCUGGCGCCGACACACCGUGGUGGCCUCCCCGACUGAGACGUCCGACAAGAGACCCACUAUGAUCUUCAAUGACUUCCCCCUGUCCCCUAUCAAUCAAAACCAGGUCAAAUCACCAGGGCUGCCUCGGGAUGCAGACGUUCUCGAACAAGAACCGGCUGCACGUCAAGUCCCCACCUCUAGAUUCCACCAGUACCUGUGAGCCUUGCCAGGUAACACCACCCUCCAGUCCAAGGAAGGCUUCGGGGGGGCUGGGGUCCGGCCAAGCUGCAGACCCCCCCCCCUGCAGGUCAUUAGACCCCAGCAGCGUGAACAGAGUUGUGGUUAGUUGCCGUCAGAGCAGCCCACCCUUUUUCUUUUUGAUAAGCUCCGUUUGCAUGGCGAGGGGCAUUCGGGUGUUGCCAAAGCUUUUGUUUUCUCUCUUUCCUAUAUGUGUGCUUUUAUAGAAAAUAAACAGGAACAGGGCAGAGACACAAACAGACCUCAUCACAAUCAAUGUCACAGCCAAGAAUUCUCAUGUGAGCAGCCACCGAGCGUCCUUCCCGUCUUCUCUUCCUUCCAGCCUGGCUCACAGACGUAAACACAGGGUUAAAACCCCUUCAAGUGACCAGAGGAGGGUUCGGAAACGCGACCUUCCUGUGUCUCUUGAGAAAAAAUGGUGCUUCUUAUCAAGUGGAAUUACAAACGUCUGUGAGCCAGAAGAAUUAAUAGUCAGGGUAAAACAAUUUCAAGAGGGAUGUCAAUUGAUCUUUUCAUAUCAGUCUUCCUUAUCUGUUACUCCCCAGACCACACACACUGUUAAUCUCCAAACGACACACACAUUAGGUCAGAGACACAAAGUACACUCAUCUCUCUCUCUCUCUCUCUCUCUCUCUCUCUCUCUCUACGUGUUUAUAAUGUUUUUGCGCAACAAUAUUCGUGAUGAUGUCCGAGCGUGCAGGUGUUUGUGUUGAACAAUUUUUGUAACAUUUGUACAAAGCCUUGUUAAGUUAACCUUGUAAAUAUAAAUAUUAUGUUAUCAAA